Sphaerodactylus townsendi is the source of this 1807-nucleotide messenger RNA. It is a transcript of the gene ENKD1, whose product is annotated as enkurin domain containing 1. Bases 252 to 1364 code for a protein of 370 amino acids. NCBI's taxonomy places the organism in Eukaryota, Metazoa, Chordata, Lepidosauria, Squamata, Sphaerodactylidae. Gene Ontology annotation, cellular component: cytoplasmic microtubule. The record is from RefSeq and is a predicted model, not a curated record. The transcript is spliced from 9 exons.
AGAGCCACGCAGCGCUCUCCAACUGGGAUACCCAAAAUUGAGGAAGGCCCCUGGUCUGGAUAGGCAUGGCUAGCCUGAUCUCAUCAGAUCUCAGAAGCUAAGCAGGAUUGGCUGUGUUUCUCUCUCUAGUUCGCUGUCCUUUGCUACAUUGGUCACAGUUCCACACUGACUGGUAUAGGCAACAGAAUCCAGCACGUGAAGACGAAGGAAGGCGACAGAUUACAGUUCUUGUCUGCUGAGGAGAAGCGGAGAUGUCAGAAGGGCCCUCCAGGAUCACAGGACCUAUUCCUCCGGACCCCACCCUUUGCCCAGAUUACUACAGACGUCCCCUGUCAGCACGGGGGAGGCUGGAAGGGAACGCCUUGAGGCUAGAUCUGCUCCCGGGGCCCCUUCCUCCAGAUGCGAGCCUCUACCCCGCUUUGUACAGCGCUCGCCUCGCCCAGCCCCCUCCAAGGAUCAAACCCAACGCCAAAGCCAUCCUGGAGUUGGGCCAGAGAGGCACCGUAGGAGCCCUCCUGCAGCUGGACGGAAUUUCCUUCUGCCAGGAGUUGCCGCCCAAGCGGAAGGAAUGCAAAGACUAUGAGAAAGUGAAUCUGAGGCGCCUGAGAGAGAUUCAGAGGAAGUGUCGCGAGAAGGAGCAGGCCCAGGAGCUGAGCCAGCCCAAGCCCGUGAAAGCCCUGUGGAAAUCGCCCAAGUACGAGAACGUGGAGUCCAAAGUGAAGGCCAAGCUGCAGGAGAGCUCUGUUCCUCCAAAUUCCGAAGCUCAGAGGUUCCUGAGAGCUUACUCCCGCUGCGGCACCGGGAUUCACCCGCGCAGGCUGCUGUCCCAGAACCCUGUUCAAUCACGAGCAACAACAGAUUCUGCAACGCCGCCAGUCCCUGGUGGGAACGUCAAGACCCUGAAGGAGAACAGCAAGGUGGACUUUGUCAGCCACAAUGCCCAGAACGCCAAGCGAGCCCAGCUGCGACGGUCGCGCUCCCUGCAGUCGCUCACCGAAGUGCUGGAGCAGAAGCGGAAGGAGCAGGAAGAGUAUGAUGCCAGACAAAAAGGCCACGUUCCCCACUACCUGAUUGAGAGAAAGGACCGCUGGCGCAAAGAAGCGGAGGAACGCCGGCGCAAUACGCCUGAUCCUGCCAUGCCCCUGGGCCAUUCCCUGAUGCCAGAGAGCCAGCGCAUGGAAACCCUGAACAACCUCAAACAGAGCCAAGGGCAACUUCUGAAGGACCUCCUGCUGCUUCCACUGCGAGCCGACACACUGAACCUGCAGAACAGACGGGUGGAGCUGGAGAAGAAGCUGUCACAAAUCGAGGAGGCCCUCAAGAUCUUCUCCCGGCCCAAAGUCUUCAUCAAGAUGGAUUCCUAGGUAGAGGCAGCAGUGAGGAACGAGAAGCAACGGGCGUCGAGUGUGUGUUUCUGCACUAAGCCUCUUCUUCCUCAGAUACCCUCCCCACUUGUCUUAUUUCACAUGGAAGGAGGAAGAACUGCAGAAUAGGGGCAGGAGGGCAGAGAAGUAUCUCUUCCCCGGGGUCUUAGCAAAGGGUUCUCACAACCCUGUGAAGAUGCAGCUGGAGCUUUCCAGGUUCUCCUCCGAGUGCAGGCGGACAGUGCGCAUGGGCGACAGUAGCACAACCUGUGAGGGCCAGGCCACCCACUGGCACCCUUGGGCCCCCCAAGCGGGACUUCUGGAAAUAUGACAGGUACCACAACAGCAACGACUUGGCCAGCAGCCAACACCAUGAGGAAUAUGCAGAAUUUUUAACUGGUUGGAAGGUGUUUUUUUUUUUUAAUAAAGCAGAUUUUAAAGCC